AGAAGAUUCAUUUUGCGUUAUUUGUUUUUGUAAAAAUAACAUUAUUAGUUUGUUUGACUUGUUUUUUAUAUUAUUUACCCUUGGAUCCAUAACAAAUUUCGAAGCAGAUUGAUCAACGGUCAUUUCUGCAGUCUCUAAAAUGUGCAUAAAAAGUUUACAUUUAGAAAAAAUCAAAAAGAGUUAUGGAUUUCUGUGAUGUCAAUCUUAGAGUUCUUUAUGAUUUUGAAUACACCACAAAAUAUGGACGGAAAAUCAAAAUUUCCUCUGGAGAACGUUUACUUCUCAUCAAAAAAACAAAUGAUGAUUGGUGGCAAGUUAUACGCAGUUCGGAAGAGAGACCAUUUUUCGUACCUGCAUCUUACGUAGAAGAAGUGGAAUCAAAACAACAUGUCCGAGCCAAUAACAAAGACCAAAGCAAUACCAAAUCUUCCAUUGAAAUAUCUUCCAGUAAUAUGUCACCUAUAAUUUCACUAUCAAGUUCAGAUCAAAAGCCCAGUUUGUCAAACUCGACAGGAAAUAAGAAUGAAGAAUGUAACUCAAGUUCAUCACAAUCAUGUUUAGAAAAGGAUUCUAAGAAAGAAAUUCCAUAUGUAAAUAAAACAAAGGCACUUUCUAGCACGAUGUCAUCAUCGGGAUACAAUUCACUUGGUGAGGAAGGUCAAACACAUGAGGAAGAGGUAAUGCCUGAAAUAUCAAGUAAUGAUAAAAUAAAGCUACACCACAGAAGCAAUGACUCAAUUGCAAGCACAAAUAAAAUAGAGCCUGUCACCAACACAACAACUGAUAAGAGCCAUGAUGAUGCAACGGCCAAUUCACCUACCUUAGAUAAAAAUUUAUCUGGCAAAGUGAGCAUGACGAGUAAUACAACAGGAGAAACCUUGGUGAGUGAAGUGAUUAAAAAUGAUGAAGAUAUUAAAUGGACGAAUACUAUCAAUACUAAAACAGAUUUGGGGGUGAGUUCUCGUCCAAUAAUUUCAGGUUUAGGCCUACCAGCUUCUGAUUCUCUUGAAAAUUUAUCACUUCAGAUAGAAUUUAAAACUAACAUAUUAAGAAACAAUCCUGAAAAAAAUUUAGUCACUAAUUCUGCUAUACCGUGCAAAACCGAUGCAAAACCGAGUUGUCGUGAAGACGAGUUAUUAAAAGGAAGUUCUAAUUGUACAGAAGAUAAGGUAAAACAGGGAUUAAAAACUAAGUGUAGGUCACAAUCUUGGAAUGAAUCGAUUGAUAAUGGUAAAGUAAACAUUUCUCCUAACCUCAAUGUUGAUAAUAACAGCUUAAAUUAUCAUGGGAGCUUCAAGACAAGCCCUAACAGACUGAAUAUGUUAAAAAAAAGUAUGAGUGAGAAAACUUUAAAAACUGUUUCGAAUGUGGGGAAACCCAAUAAAGUAUCUGAUACUUUAGUGGAAGAAAACUGUGAUUCCCAUAGCUCUUGUGUGCCUGUGUUGAAGUGUGAUACAAAUGAUAUGGUUUGUGCUAUUGGAACCAACAAUACCACUGUUAUUUGCAAUAAAGUAAAUGAUGUUUUGCAGAAAUCCGAAUACCAGGAAAAAAAAUUGCAAAACCGGCAAUGCUUUGGAAGCGACAGUCAGUUAUCCCAUUUAGUGAAUUCUAAGGAAAAAACAACUUCACGUUAUAGUCUAGACUCUGUUGUAGAAGGUGAAUUUAGUGAUAAUCAUUCAAACUUGGCAGCUGCAAACUCUAACAGCAAAGUUUCAUCUCUGGUCUCUGUUUCCGGAAAAACCAACUCAGAAAAAAGUUCAAACGAUAGUCUAUUGGAUAUUGACAUUGAAGGCAGUUUUAGGAAAAUAUCAGGAGGUACGACAUCUGAUUCGCUGGUGCCAACAGACGGAGAAGAUUUGGUUUCAAGUGGCAGUGAAACAGACUCGGUGAAAUUAGCAAAGAUUAAAAUUUGUGAGUCUAAAGCUGGACACAAGGCUCGAAAAAUACCUCUCGUUAGAAAGAGAAGGGUGUUUUCUUAUAAGUCCAGACAUGAGUUGGGUCAAGAGCCACCGUCUCCUGUGCCACAUCAGUCACCUUCCAGAGUUCUGGGCGAAGGCUGGAGUGAGUACGACACCCAAGAUGGACGCAAGUUCUUCUAUAAUGUCCAGACCAAAGAAAAGAGAUGGAAGCCCCCACGUCGAGCAUAUAACACUAGUAAGGAAGAUGUAGAUGGGGGUGGGGUUGCAGACGACAUGUUCGUGGUGAGCAUGUCUCUGCCUGUGGGCUGGACCUCUGAGAUGGACCCUGUCACUGGACAAGCCUGCUACAUCCAACCUGCCUCAGGCGCAAAGUGGUUCUCAUCGACGGACACUGAAGGGAGGGUUUACUUCUUUGAGGAAAACAGUAACACAUCGUCAUGGACUCUACCAGAAAACCACAUCCUGACUGGCAAAGAGAAACUAAUACCCGAUGCAGAAGAAAAUGAAACCAUCUCAAGUGCUCACAUUGCUGAAAAAAAUCAAAGCAGAAGUUUAAAAGCAAAGUCGAUGGUAUUGGCAACCAGUCAACAUGAAGAGUCCACAUCACUUUCGAACUUUUCAAUGCAUUGGCCUCAGCUUCUGGGUGGAACCAUGUUUGUUAUCAAAGAAGGCGCUCUAAACAAGACUAAGAUAACAGAGAACGGCAAGAGAGUGCGUAAAAACUGGACUUCCACAUACGCUGUUCUCACUGAGCUGUUGCUGCUGUUCUUCAAAGACAACAAGGGAUUCCCCUCCAUGAUGAACGGCAAGGGAGGGCCGGAGCUGAGUGUGGAUCUGAACGGAGCCAAAAUAGACGCUGGAGACAAAGUGUCAAGUCGCAAGAAUGUCUACAUGCUGAGUACAGUGCUGGGUCUGCAGGUGCUGAUACAGUGUGACUGUGCUACCUCAGCACAACAGUGGCUUGCAGCCAUACAGACUGUCAUCAACAACUUGCCAUUGGGAAUAGAAAAUAAAGGAAUCAGAACGAAACCUGAAAGUCCAUUAGAAGAGAAUAAGCCAGUCCCACGGAUUGGUCGCUCAAAAUCGAUGAAACUGAAAAACAAAAGUGCAAGCAUAGAAGAUUUGUCCAAUGUUGCGGAAAAGCAAACUAAAAUACGAGAACGUUUAAAAAAAUUCUUCCACAGAAGGCCAUCUGUGGAUGUUCUAGUGAAAAAGGGUAUUUGGAAAGAUGAGCCGGUGUUUGGCUGUUUGUUGGAGCAAGUGUGUCCUGCUGAGCCGCCCAGAGUGCCAAUGUUUGUACAGCACUGUGUCCGCUGUGUGGAGCGCAACCUAGAGAACAUGAAGACUGACGGACUAUACCGGGUGUCAGGGAACAUCUCACAAGUACAGAAGAUCAGAUAUCAGGUUGACCAGAACAUUUACUCCCUGCUCGACCAAGAAGAAGAUGUACAUGUUCUGUCAGGAACUCUCAAACUAUUCUUCAGAGAACUCAAACAACCUCUCAUACCAUUCAAGUUUUUUGACAAAGCACUGAGAGCAAGUACAAAUUCCAACUACAACGAGAAGAUCAAGGAGUUCAGAGAAAUUGUGAAAUCAUUGCCUACCUGCAACCAUGAUACACUCAAGUAUUUACUUCAACAUUUAUUAAGAGUAACCAAGUAUCAAGAGUUCAAUCGAAUGCACAUUCCCAACAUAGCGAUUGUGUUUGGUCCAACGCUGAUGUGGCCCGAACAAGAGUCCAAGAACAUGGCUUUCGACUUGAUGCAGCAAAACUUUGUCAUUGACUUUUUACUCUCUGAGUUCAACAACAUCUUCCGUUAGCCACUCCAUACCACAAACUUGCUCGAGUUAAAUUCUUAUAAACUAUUUUCAAUCAACUGAUCAAAAGACAUAACAUAAAAUAUAAAAAACAUUAAGUAGAGUAUCAAAAAUAUGUAAGUUUUAUCCUCCAAAAAGUCAAUUCAAUAGGAUUUGUUGUUAAUGAUCAAUGAAACAUAAAAUUAACUGUACUCACUAAAUAGAACUUACGAAUUUGUUUCUGUUACGCUAUAUACUGUAAAAAAUAACAUCUUUACAUUUUAAGCUUGAGCUAUUUUUGUACACUAGGUUCAGUACAAACAAUUAGUGAUGGUUGAAAUCAGACAUUUUGAAUCUCAAAACCGAAAUUAAAAAAAAAUUUAAUCCCGAAUCUCAAAACAUUCAUGCAAAACUUUUUUACCAGCCUGUUCAAGGUUUAAAAAUACAGGUAAUAAGAAAAGUUAUGCAGUCCAAAAAAUAGGCCUAAUUUACUUUUUCCAUCAUUGUUAGUGGUGAUCUGUUUGCUCCAUUGCUACUAGCUAGUGCGUGGAGUUGCCAGAUCCUCACAUGAUUUCUCUGUUCUAAUUUUGUAAAAAGUUAGACCUUCGACCAUGGAAAAAAACUUCUUCUUGAAGCUUAGAGAUUUUAUAGAAAAUCUAACAAUGCAAUGACAAUAAGAUGUGACUUGUCAAGUCUAGAAACCAAAUUUUUUCCAAAGUUUUAGGGGUUUUAAGAUUUGGGAUUCUGUUUUGACACAUCACUACAAAUAAUCAGUUAUUGACCCACUUUUACAAAUUACUGUUUUAAUACUGUAAUCCAAUAUGAACAUAUAAAACUAUUAUUGAUAGAUGGUUUAUAAUGACAAGAUUUUUAUUUACAUGGAAAGUAGGAUUUGGAUAUUAAAUACCACAAUGUUAAAACUGUUGGAUAAGUUUAUUAACGAAUCUGCUAAGAGUGUUUAAAAUUAUCAAACUACCAUAAUCAAAGUCUAGCUUUUUAGAAAAAAAUAUACUAUUAUUAUGCUCAUGAUGUAUACUUCAUUAGUAUAUUUUAAAACCUAGUAUAAGUAUUGCAUGUAAAUAAAUAUCAUUUCACAUUUACUGCCUCAAAUUUUCCACUUGAGGACGGUAGUUUAGUUCAAUGCACAUACUUGUUUUAACCUUAUUACACAUUCAACUUAGGCUUGUUAUUAUAACUUUCACGUUACCUUGCAAUGCAUGUUAGUUGAUAGAUAAAAAUUAUUGUUUAUGCAUUUUACUCUAGUUUUUAAUAUAUUCAAAGUUUGGCUAUUAUUGGUUUCAGUUUUGAAAAUAUGUUUCUGUUAUAACUACAUUUCUAAGAUUUUACAAGUACAAGUAUAAGUUCACAACUAAUUUAUGCAUUAUGCAAGGCAAGAACAAGUUCAAAUGAAUAUAUGACCUAUGUUAAAUUAUAUCAGUUGAAAAAUAUAAAUACAGAGUGUAAUGAAGUUAGUGUUUAACAUUUUUAUGUUAAACUGCUCAGUAUUGGUGAGAAAAUGGCACUAAUUAAGAUUUACAAACCCUCCCAGGUAGGGAAUAGCAGACAUAUUGAUAUUUUUUUCAAAAUAUUUGUAUUUGCUUACAUUAAAUGGCCAUGAGUGCAUUAAAGAUUGUUUUUUUAGACUUUAUUGUCAUUUUCAGAAUCCUCAUUAAAUUUUGAAUAGUUAGUACAGAAUCAUUGAAAUGAAACAUAUAAGCCUUUAUUCUGCAACAGAAUUUUGAAUUUGUGAUUUUUGAGAAAAAUGCUAAAACUUUUAAAUACGUUUUUCUAUGUUAAACUGGACUAUAGAGAGUGUCAA
Messenger RNA from Macrosteles quadrilineatus (aster leafhopper), 5535 nucleotides. RefSeq names its product rho GTPase-activating protein 12-like. Gene Ontology annotation, biological process: signal transduction; regulation of GTPase activity. Gene Ontology annotation, cellular component: cytoplasm. Bases 183 to 3740 code for a protein of 1185 amino acids. The record is from RefSeq and is a predicted model, not a curated record. NCBI's taxonomy places the organism in Eukaryota, Metazoa, Arthropoda, Insecta, Hemiptera, Cicadellidae. Gene Ontology annotation, molecular function: protein binding. The transcript is spliced from 15 exons.